GUUCUGGAGCGCUGACAUCUUGAUCAACCUGAACACAGCUGUUUAUAUCAAGGGCAAGCUGGUCCUAUCACGACGACAGAUCUUUUGGCGCUAUUUCAAGACCUGGCUCAUCAUGGAUGUUGUCUUGGUAAGCCUGGACUUCCUCAACCUCGGUUCGGACUUUGAAG
Symbiodinium pilosum is the source of this 167-nucleotide messenger RNA. The record is from the annotation of a GenBank genome assembly. Lineage: Eukaryota; Dinophyceae; Suessiales; Symbiodiniaceae.